AUUAGACAUGUCAGGGGGGAUGGCAUGACGAGUCAUUGAGAGUAUACUAAACAACAAUGACAUAUUAAUGUCAUUAGAAACAGCCUUAUCAUCCUCGCCGUCAUCUUUUACCCCACCACAACCACCACGAUCACCAUCAGCAGCCAAUUGUACAACUCCUCAGAUAUGCGUGGACGAAGUACGCCAGAUCUUCCAGCGACCAGCACCAAGAUUUCAAUUUGCCAGGAAUUUUUCCUGCGAAGCCUCAGCUGGCGCUGUAAACUCCCGUAGAAGGUAAGUCCAUUAACAUUAUUUUCUAUGAAGUGACUUGCUAUGAAGUCUGAUAGCUGGCAUACAUUUUAACGUUAGUGGGACUGUCAUAAAAUAAAUGACCUGUAGAUGUCAAUGUAGGCUUAAGGUUAACGUUAAAUAUGUAGCAGCAGGCUAGAUAGUGUGUAACUAAAUUAUAUUCCGGUGCACAGUAGGCUAAAUGUCCUUGUAUGUUAAUGCUGAAAGUGUUCGAUAAACAGUAAAUCUUCGCUCCCUUGUCCGGACAUCAGCCUUUUAGUGACAUCACAUAAGCGUAUUGCUCGAGCUAGCUCAAAGUUUGAAAUCACACUGAAAAAGACAUUUGAAAAAGACCAGUAGCCAAUGUUAACCUGAAGCUAGUACCUGUUAGCAAAGCAGUGACGCUAGUCUAGAACAACACAUAGGUUAUAGAUAUGAAUGAUCAGUUGCUUUAUUUACUUUUUUUGUAUCUUUCAACAUGUCUACAGAAGACGUGUCAGAAGUGAUGGAGCAUCAAGAGAAGAGAAGUAUGCUUGCUGCCAUCACCUGGCCAUGGCACAGUGCCAAGGGGACAGCUGAGGCUUCAACUAAUUCAGAAUGGCCAUAUCCUCUCCGGGGUCAAUUUCAAGAAAGACUGGGAUGAGGCACAGGUGUUGGCGCACAUCCGACAUCUUUUUCAGACAAAAAUUACCGAAUAUACACAGUAAGUUUUUAUUUCCAUCUCGACUUGGGAAGUAACUCGGUAAUGUAACGUCAUUGAAAAGUCUACUCUAAGGAAACGGGCAGUUAGUUACUUCUGUUCAACUCUGAUCAGAACUUUACUUAACGUCUAACUCCCUUCAAUGACCCCACCCCUCGGACACCUCCCCCCAAUCACAAACCCAUCAAAAAUGAUUGACACGUUCUUUGACAUGAGAGGGAGCGGGAGAUACACAAACACUUGCGCACACACAUUUACAUUCACACACCCGCACGCUCAGACCGCGAAAAACUGGGGGUCGACUCGCAAGCAGACGUCACAAUUACAUUCUAAAUGGAAGCAUGUAUACAGUCUAUGGUGUGAACCAGUUCCCAGAUCCCCAAAAAUGUCAUGUUGCGCUCUUGAGUGCCAAAUCAAGAGAGAAGAGCAACUCAGCCCAUGCUAACAUUACCGUUUUUAGCGUGUAGUUGCAACCUGAACCUGGCACUAAACGCAACAGGUACAUUUUUAAAAACAUAAGCACUUAUGUACAUUAGAACUUUGCAUCCACCCUUAUCUUAUUUUGUUUUGUUAUUUUUUUCCAGCUCUUAGGGAAGACAGGUACUUUGUAGCUGGAAGGGCUGUUGCUGUGUACCUGGUCCAUGGUGGACCUCCACCAAAUUUCUUGUCAAACACAUUGUUUGAAAGCAUUGUCAAGGGCCCUGGGCAAACCUGUGUUGGAGGAUAUAGCUGAUUUUGAGCUACGUGGAAAAUUGAAAAGGGUUUCAGAGUCUGAAACCCUGGAGGACCUCAAAAAUGCCACAGGACCCCUACAGGACUACCUUGCCAAUGCAGGUUGUCUGAGACAGCUGACAAACAUUUCACACAAGGAAAGGCUGGUGGAGGAUGUUCUACUCUUCCAAGUCGUAAAUAGAGUCCGUGCACCAUUUGAAAGAUUCCGAGAAGGACUGAAGACCUUGGGCAUACUUUCGAAGAUACAAGAACAUCCACAAGCAUUCCAUCCCAUCCUUUGCCACCAACCUGUUCAUUUAACUGCGGACAAGUUGGAUGACUUGUUUGAAAUCCAAUGGUCAGUGGAAGGAAGCAACAGACUAAAUGUAGAGUGUCAAAUUGUGACCUUUUGGAGGGAUUUCCUACAGGAUACUGAAGGUAAACAUGUGUUCACUAUGUAUUCACUAUGGCACAUGUAGGAAAAUAUGGGGAUCACAGAUAGUUAUUUGAAUAAAAUUGCAAUGGUCAAUUACAGUUACAAUUGUGACGCCCCAGCUCUACCAUGGUACUUUUUUGCACUACACAUCCACAUGCUGACCUACACCACAGUUUGCUUUGCCUUACAUAU
This is a messenger RNA of Alosa alosa (allis shad), 2306 nucleotides long. Its product is annotated as G2/M phase-specific E3 ubiquitin-protein ligase-like. The transcript is spliced from 3 exons. The record is from RefSeq and is a predicted model, not a curated record. Lineage: Eukaryota; Metazoa; Chordata; Actinopteri; Clupeiformes; Clupeidae. The coding region runs from base 1609 to 2157 and encodes 182 amino acids.